Molecule: messenger RNA, 900 nt
Organism: Peniophora sp. CBMAI 1063
Lineage: Eukaryota; Fungi; Basidiomycota; Agaricomycetes; Russulales; Peniophoraceae
Source: the annotation of a GenBank genome assembly
AUGCCAUCCGUAUCUAUGAGAACAAUUGACCACAUAGUCAUUCGCGUGCCAGACGGCAGGCUGACUGAAGCUACGGAACAGUUCGAACAACUUGGCUUCCAGGUCAUACCAGGAGGCAAACAUACCGACGGGCUGACGGCCAACGUUCUUGUUAUCUUAUCUGAUCUAUCUUACAUCGAGAUCAUCGCAUUCGAGCACCCGCCCGAGUACUACAAAGAAGGCACCCCUCCGCGCAUCCUUCGCGACUCUCACCAGUGGGCCAAUAAGCCCGCGGGAGGUCUUGUGGCCUACGCCUUCGCAGGCGCACCGUCGGCUGAGCCGGGUCUCGCGCAGAUCAUCAACGGGCGUCUUGAAGAAGCCGGUAGUGAUUAUAGGUAUCAAGACCCGGUCCGGGGUGGACGGACUCGUCCGGAUGGUACGAAGAUGCAGUGGGAGUUGGUGAAGCCUAAGGCUUGGGAGAAGCAGGUCGACGGCAUGGGCAGGCCGUUCUUCUGCGGGGACAUCACAGAAAGGGAGAUACGCGUGCCCACCGACCCGAAGCUUCACGACCACCCGAACAAAACCACGUCCGUAGCCUUCCUUCGUGUUCUUGUGCCGCGCUCUGCCUUCGCCGAGAAGUCCUCUCAACUCGACGCGAUCCUCGGCGUACAGCACAAAGUCGGGCCCAUUUCCGAAUGGCACGAAUGGGAGCUACUGAGCACGGUAGCGGGCAAAGGAAGCGCAGCGCCUCGCCUCAUCCUCACCGUACCGGAUGAAGGGGACCAAAAGGAGCUGGACUUUGUGGAGAGGUAUGGGAUGGGCGUUUGGGGGAUCGGGUUCCUGUAUGAAAAGCAGGCGCAGCAGGCUGAGGUGCAGGGCGUAGAUGCGUUGCCUUUCAUCUCUUGGGUACCCGCAGCGUAG